This is a messenger RNA of Penicillium pulvis, 2654 nucleotides long. RefSeq names its product cullin family protein. Gene Ontology annotation, molecular function: ubiquitin protein ligase binding. The record is from RefSeq and is a predicted model, not a curated record. Lineage: Eukaryota; Fungi; Ascomycota; Eurotiomycetes; Eurotiales; Aspergillaceae. Gene Ontology annotation, biological process: ubiquitin-dependent protein catabolic process; protein ubiquitination; DNA damage response. Gene Ontology annotation, cellular component: Cul4-RING E3 ubiquitin ligase complex. The coding region runs from base 1 to 2631 and encodes 876 amino acids. The transcript has 4 exons.
AUGCAGUCGAGCGGCGACCCCGAGCAGAGGAGCGGUAAGCGCAAAUCGAUCGGCAAGAGGAAGCUUUCUGAUCAAGGAGAGCCAUCGCAGCCACAGUCGCAGAGGACCAUCUCCGAGCUUCUAUCGAAGAACAAAUAUCCACACAAUUCGCUGCCACCGAAAUCCUCCCCGACCUCUAAGCGAUCCCGCUUCUCCGUCUCCCCCUCGCGCUCAUCCCCAGCUCACGCAGUCUCACCCAAUAAGAUGUAUAACUUCUCGGGAUCCCCGCCCAAGAAUGGCGCGGCUUUUGUCCGGGCUGUGCCUGCAUCUAACACUGCAUCAGACAAAUCCGCGAUUAACCCUCGUCAGAACAACUUCAACCCUGGUGCCGGCCCUAGAAAGCUCGUCGUCAAGAACCUUCGAACUGGACCUCGGGCCAAUCAUGAGCCAUACUUUAACAAGAUCUGGACACAACUUGAUGGGGCCUUGACAGAUAUCUUUGAAGAUAGGAAGCCGAAUAUCUCACUCGAAGAACUUUACAAGGGUGCUGAGAACAUCUGUCGACAAGAUGGGGCGACUAUGUUGGCGAAGAAAGUCCAGGACAGGUGCAAGGCGUAUGUUGCGGGUAAACUACGUGAUAAUCUGGUGACAAGGACAGGAGGUGGUACAGAUGUCGAUACAUUGCGGGCAGUGAUCGAGGCAUGGUCCUCCUGGCAUUCAAGACUAAUUACGGUCCGCUGGGUUUUCUACUACCUUGACCAGUCAUUCCUCUUACAUUCGAAAGACUUCCCGGUGAUUCAUGAAAUGGGACUCAUCCAAUUUCGCUCCUACGUCUUCGCCGACAAAAGUCUUAAGCCCAAGGUUUUGCAAGGUGCCUAUGACCUCAUCUCCGUUGACCGAGGAGCGGAGACUAGGAUUAUGCCGGACCAAAGUCUACUUAAGAAUGCCAUGGACCUCUUCCACAACCUGGAUGUAUACAACAGCGAUUUCGAGCCAUUAUUCAUAUCCAACACCGAGAAGUUUGUGACGGCGUGGGCUGCGGAGGAGUCAGAAAAGCCUCUUGCCUCAUAUGUCGAGAAUAGCCACUGCUUGAUUGAACGUGAGGUGGAAAGAUGUGGAUUCUUUUCCCUCAACCGAAGCACGAAGCAAAAACUGUCCGAACUCCUGGAUCAAUCUCUGGUUGCCGAGCAUGAGGACGUCCUUCUCAGACAGAAUGAAGUGGUUGCAUUGAUGCGAUCGGGGAACAAUACUGCUCUGAAGCAGCUUUACGGUCUGCUCACUCGGCGAGGCCUCGGUAUCAAGCUCAAACCAGCGUUUGGAAGCUUCAUCGUGGAGGAAGGCUCCAAUAUCGUGUUUGAUGAACAUCAAGAAGUAGUCAUGGUCAUACGAUUACUCAAAUUCAAACAACAGCUAGACGAGACUUGGUCUGAUUCGUUCAACGGGGACGUGGACCUUGGUAACACUCUCCGGGACUCAUUUGGUCAAUUUAUGAAUUUGGGCAAGAAGUCAGAAUCUUCCGGUGGGACUGACAACCCUAAGACUGGUGAGAUGAUUGCCAAAUACGUCGAUCGGCUGUUAAAGGGUGGAUUGAAGUCACUGCCACCUAGUCAAGCAGAUGCGCCGCUAGACGACUCAUUCUCUGAAAUGCGACGACAGCUUGACCAAGUGCUCGAUCUUUUCCGAUUUGUGCAAGGGAAGGCAGUCUUCGAAGCAUUUUACAAGAAUGAUCUUGCCCGGCGUCUGUUGAUGAACAGAAGCGCAAGUGACGAGGCCGAGAAGGAGAUGCUUGUUCUCUUGAAGAAAGAAUGCGGGUCAGGCUUCACUCAUAACCUUGAAUCGAUGUUCAAGGACAUGGAUGUAGCACGCGACGAGAUGGCUGCUUAUAAUUCUAUGCAGAAGCAGCUUGAUCGUGAACAGCGUCUGUCUAUGGAUUUGAAUGUUAGCGUGCUCUCCGCGGCGUCUUGGCCGACAUACCCCGAAGUUCCUGUCCAGGUCCCACCGAGCAUCCUGAGCGCGCUGAACAGCUUUGAGAAGUUCUAUCAUAACAAGCACAAUGGCCGUAAACUCACCUGGAAGCACCAAUUGGCGCACUGCCAGCUAAUAGCUCGAUUCCCCAAGGGCAAGAAAGAGCUGGUAGUCAGUUCUUUCCAGGCAAUUGUACUGCUCCUAUUCAAUGACGCCGAGGGCGAUACCUUAAGCUACAAGGACAUCCAGGAGCAGACCGGACUAUCGGACCCGGAAUUGAAGCGAACCCUGCAGUCUUUGGCGUGCGCCAAGUACCGUGUGCUGAACAAGAAGCCCAAGGGUAAGGAAGUCGAGUCGACGGACGAAUUCAGCUGGAACUCUCAGUUCAAUGAUGCCAAGAUGCGGAUCAAAAUCAACCAGGUCCAACUGAAGGAAACGAAGGAGGAGAACAAGACUACCCACGAGCGUGUGGCAGCAGAUCGUCAUUUCGAAACUCAAGCGGCGAUUGUGCGCAUCAUGAAGAGCCGCAAGACCAUCACGCACUCCGAGUUGAUUGCAGAGGUCAUCGAGGCUACUCUCAGCCGGGGUCAGCUCCAGCCUCCAGAUAUUAAGGAAAACAUUAACAAAUUGAUCGAGAAGGACUACAUGGAACGAGUUGAACCUAACUCGUACAGUUAUGUGGCAUAGAUAAGAAUGAUAGCAUGACCAUG